Colletotrichum abscissum is the source of this 615-nucleotide messenger RNA. RefSeq lists its product as uncharacterized. The transcript has a single exon. Bases 1 to 615 code for a protein of 204 amino acids. NCBI's taxonomy places the organism in Eukaryota, Fungi, Ascomycota, Sordariomycetes, Glomerellales, Glomerellaceae. The record is from RefSeq and is a predicted model, not a curated record.
AUGGAGCUAACGACACAGGACUGUGAUGAGAUCCAUGAGAAAGCGUGGACAGAUCCGGGAGCAGCCAGAAGCUCUUGCGUGUCCCACGGACUGGCGCCAUCCAAACGCCCAACUGGCCGACCUCUCACUCAUCAUACUUUGACGUUUUGUACGCACCUUCACUCAGCUGCAGCAAUAGCCAGUUGUGAGGCGUGGGGGACAUGCCUUUCAUCGGAGAGAAUGCCGUUGGUGACGAUGCUUCUUCUUGGAACUGGAACUCAUUGGCGUCUCCCCUUCUCACUUCUCAGUUGGCUCCUGGAAAGCUGGUCCGGCAUCGUUCAACUCCAUCGCAAUUCAUUUUCCGACAAUCCCGUCAUUCGUCAAUGGGUCAAUUCCAUCGCAUUUACCCCUCUUCAACAGGUCCCAUCCCGUCUUAUUCACCCGCAAAGUCAAUUGAGUGUUGCUCCACUCCUACCGCGGACUAUGCCCCGAUUCCCCUCCGGCGCGGCUGGGAUCACCCGACCGAAAGCUGCGAGCCGCUUCGUCUCCGUCGGCAGCCCUCCCAAUAAGAUCGCUCGCAUUAAGCAGCAAUGGAUUCAAUGGUGUCCCGAGCGGAUCCGUCCCCGAGGUUUCUAG